AUGCAGCUUGUCGUUAAUGGAUCCCCUCUCGGGUUACUCAUUAGCGCUAGUGACAAUUAUAUCGCUAAGGCCACUCAAGCUAUCAAAGAUAGUAUGAUAGGGAGCCCUGCAGAGCGCACUAUCAGAACGAUUGAGUAUCUCAACGCCAAUAAUGCAAUUUUGAGCAAAACGAAUGCUCAAUUGGUGGCCACGGCCCGUACUCGUCAACAGGUCAAAAAGGGCAAGCAAACGCUUGGUAAGGCGCGGUUGCUUGACAAAGAGGCCGCAGAUGCCAAACGGGCAGAGAUAGAGGCCAAGGAGGCUGCUGAUAUAGCACACAGAGUUGCUAUGGACCAAAAGAAGAAGGAACAAAUGCUCAAAAAGGCCCAGCAAGAGGCAGAAAAGGCAGAAAAGGCAGUCCAACGCGCCAUAGCCAAGGAUAUGCGCGAAAUCAAUGUAGAAAUGGCUCGAAUGGCCAGAGUCAAUCCUAAAUUGUUUACAUAA
Endocarpon pusillum Z07020 is the source of this 483-nucleotide messenger RNA. RefSeq lists its product as uncharacterized. The record is from RefSeq and is a predicted model, not a curated record. NCBI's taxonomy places the organism in Eukaryota, Fungi, Ascomycota, Eurotiomycetes, Verrucariales, Verrucariaceae. Bases 1 to 483 code for a protein of 160 amino acids. The transcript has a single exon.